Scheffersomyces coipomensis is the source of this 635-nucleotide messenger RNA. RefSeq lists its product as uncharacterized. NCBI's taxonomy places the organism in Eukaryota, Fungi, Ascomycota, Pichiomycetes, Serinales, Debaryomycetaceae. The record is from RefSeq and is a predicted model, not a curated record. The transcript has a single exon. Bases 176 to 541 code for a protein of 121 amino acids.
UCCUAAAAUGAAUUCGAUAUAGCUUUGACGUUUUUCUUUUUAUGCCUUGCCACCAAUUUUGAUUCAAAUUAUCAGCGACACCACAAUAUGCCGGAAUGUUUUUUUGUUUACUUUAGAUCAAAAGAUAACACUGGCCACCAAACUUUGAUUCAGCAGCAACAAUCAUAUCAUCAACAUGCCUGUUGCUGAUACAACCAAGCAAAGGGUCUUGGAAUGUUUAAACAUGGAGCUAGAGGCUGCUACAAAGGAACUACAAGAACUUGCUGAGAUGAGAGCUAAACGCGUUGAAGAUAUUAUGAGAAAUAGAUUGAAUAGUGUCAGUGUUAGUUUAUGGAAUGUGAAGAUUAAAGAUGUGUUGGACCUUGAAAGAAACCAAAGGUUGGAUUUGGAGACGCUAUUGGCUGAUAUGGAUAAAUUGAAACGAGACACAGUACGAUCAACUAGUCAAGAUUUGCAUCGAUUUAGUAGAUUCAGAGAUACAUCUUCACGAGGGUCAAGGACUGGUUCAACUACAAAUAUUAGCAAAACGCUGGAUCAUUAAAGGUAAAAUGGGUAUGUUACAUGUAAAUAUAAUGCUGAAAAAUAAUUAAUUAAUAAAUAAGUAAGUAAAUAAGUAUAAUAUAAAGAACGGAAAA